AUGGCGCUUGACGACGCAGCUCUUGAGAAAUCCAUCGAGAAGGCGAGGGAUAUCGCUGCCAACGCUCAAGCGAAUGCUAAGAGGGUUGCCGACGACGGAAAUGAGUCUCCAUUAAAGCGCACGGCUCUGGGUGGAAGUGAUGCUGGUGCAACUACCGUUCCCAUGAUGGUUCCUGCAGAGGUGGCCACUGAUGGCAAUACGCCAAUCACAUCGACUCUUCGUGUGCAAAGUGAAGCCGUGCCGAUGCUUAUUGGAGCUCACGGAGAAAGAAUCUCGCAACUGCAAAGUGCAACACAUACUCGGAUUCAAAUCGAUAAGACUGUUUGUGCCGACUCGCCAAAUGAACAGCAGUGCACAAUUUCUGGACUCCCCGAGCACGUCUUACUGGCUCAACGACGUAUUCAAGAGCUGAUGAAUCGCUCGCAUGGGAAUGCUGAGGAGCAUGUCACCGAACAUAUCAUGAUCCCUCCAACUAAAGUGGGACUACUCAUUGGGCCAAAGGGCGCUACGAUUAUCUCGUUGAAGAGUCAAAGUGGGGCUGAAAUGCGAAUUAAUCAAGCCACUACCUGUGUUACGGGCGAAUCAAAGCACUUGACGAUUACUGGAACAAAAGAAGCGGUGGAGAAGGCAAAGGCAUUGGUGGCUAGAACGAUUGAAGGCGUAGCAGCUGUCUACACGAGCGCAUCCCACUCAAAUUCGGCGAUGAACGAAACUCGCACAUCAUUUAGUGGAGAAACUAUACAAGGAGAGAUUAUCGUGCCUCGUAUCGCAGUCGGACGAAUCAUCGGCCGAGGUGGCGAAGUCAUUAAGAACAUUGGGCGUCGCACAAAUUGCCAGAUUCAAUUCAAAAAGGAUGAUGAUAUGUCCGCACAAGAGAGAACUGCAGUUAUUUUGGCUAAAACUAAGGAUUCACUUGUGGAGGCUACUCAGCUCAUCACCGACAUUGUUCAAGCGCCUAGCGCAAACUUUGGUGGAAGAUCCGAAAACGUUGGACCGAGUGAUGGAGGCUAUCGAGGAGCAGGCCGGAUUUGUAAUUGGAAAGGGGGAGAAACGAUCAAACAAAUCAAUGCAGAAUCAGGAGCAUUUUGCCGCCUCGUGGAUGAUGCACAACAUGAUACGCGCACUUUUCGUAUAACUGGAACGCCCCAGCAAGUACAUCAUGCUAAACAUUUGAUCCUUGUAAAGGUUGGUGAUGUUCUACCUGGAUCUCCAAUGCCACCAAUGCGUGAAACGUCAGCUUAUUCCCCACAACAACCUAUGCAAGCAUAUGGUGAACAGCAGCUUCAAUAUUGGCCACAACAAGGUAUGCAUCAUCAACAACAGUGGAAUCAGUACCAGAUGCCGAUCCAAUUGCAAAACGCUGGAGUUGCAAAUGCCUCUUCUCAAAUGUUGCCAAUGAUGCCUAUACAAUGUCAACAGCAAAUCUGCAAUCAAUUGAUGACUGAUCAAUUCCAGCAUCGGCAGAUGCUGCAGCAAUCUCAGCAGUCACAACCCGACUACUCGCGUGCUUGGGUUGAUUACUAUCGGCAACUUGGGAUGCACGAGCAGGCUGAUGCUGUCGAAGCUGCUAUCCGGGCCCGCGGUUUG
Molecule: messenger RNA, 1587 nt
Organism: Mesorhabditis belari
Lineage: Eukaryota; Metazoa; Nematoda; Chromadorea; Rhabditida; Rhabditidae
Source: the annotation of a GenBank genome assembly